Molecule: messenger RNA, 797 nt
Organism: Catharus ustulatus (Swainson's thrush)
Lineage: Eukaryota; Metazoa; Chordata; Aves; Passeriformes; Turdidae
Product: gastrin/cholecystokinin-like peptide
Exons: 3
Coding region: 432-755 (107 amino acids)
Cellular component (GO): extracellular region
Molecular function (GO): hormone activity
Source: RefSeq, a predicted model, not a curated record
UAUAAUCAUGCACGAGCUGCACACAGAGCUCCACUGUCCUGUACAAAUGUGCAGCCGAGGCACAGAGCCCUGGUAGCUGCAGCUGGGUUUGUGUUCAGGUGUGUCCAUACCAGCCAUGAACACACCUGGGAGUGUGCAUGGACACGGGUGCACAUGUAUGUGUGUGUGUGGAUACGGCUGUGGAGCUGUGUGCCUGUGGGGCUGUGUCUGUGUCUGUCUGUGUGUCUGGGUGUGUCUGUGUGUCUGUCAGCACACACAGAUGCCCGAGGCCCCCCCGGGGUGGGUGGAUGUGGUGGAGCCGCCCCGGGGUGUGGCAGCCCCGGCAGCGCCUUUAAAAGCGGGACUGAGCUGGGGCGAUAUUGGAGAAAGAGAGCCACUGAGACACCAGGACAGCCACCAGGACACCCUGCUGAGCCUCAGAACCCACAGCCAUGAAGGUGACGCUGUGCCUCGGCCUCAUCCUCACCCUCGCAGUGGCCGCCUGCCUGUCCCGGCCAGCAGCAGAGGCUCCAGGGGCCCUGGGGCACCCCCAGCAGCACCACCCCAGCCUGGCCAGGCGGGACUGGCCCGAGCACCUGUCCCAGGAGCAGCAGCACUUCUUGUCCCAGUUCCUGCCCCACGUCCUCACAGAGCUGAACAAGCACAAGGCCUUUGUGCACGAGGACGAGGGGAUGGAGGCUUUGCACGACCACUACUACCCCGACUGGAUGGACUUCGGCCGCCGCAGUGCUGAGGAUGACGCUGGUGCUGUGUAGCUGCUGGGCUGGACUGGCCACACAGAGCACUGACACACUCAG